Acinonyx jubatus (cheetah) is the source of this 3988-nucleotide messenger RNA. It is a transcript of the gene CDH13, whose product is annotated as cadherin 13. Gene Ontology annotation, biological process: cell morphogenesis; homophilic cell-cell adhesion; multicellular organism development. Gene Ontology annotation, molecular function: cadherin binding; calcium ion binding. Bases 252 to 2393 code for a protein of 713 amino acids. Gene Ontology annotation, cellular component: catenin complex; plasma membrane; adherens junction. The transcript is spliced from 14 exons. Lineage: Eukaryota; Metazoa; Chordata; Mammalia; Carnivora; Felidae. The record is from RefSeq and is a predicted model, not a curated record.
GUGCGAGGUGCUCGCCCUGUAUCUGCCAUGCAAAACGAGGGAGCUUUAUGAAGGAAUCCGUCUUGUAAAGCCAUUGGUCCUGGUCAUCAGCCUCUACCCAAUGCUUUCGUGAUGCUGCCGCUGAUCUAUUUGGGAAGUUGGCUGGCUGGUGAGGCAGAGCCUCUCCUCAAAGCCUGGCUCCCACGGAAAAUAUGCUCAGUGCAGCCAAGUGCAUGAAUGAAAACGCCGCCGGGCGCUUCUAGUCGGGCAAAAUGCAGCCGAGAACUCCGCUCCUCCUGUGCGUUCUCCUGUCCCAGGUGCUGCUGCUAACAUCUGCAGAAGAUUUGGACUGCACGCCUGGAUUUCAGCAGAAAUUGUUCCAUAUCGAUCAGCCGGCUCAGUUCAUUGAGGACCAGGCGAUUCUAAACUUGACCUUCAAUGACUGCAAGGGAAAUAACAAGCUACACUAUGAGGUCUCAAGCCCAUACUUCAAGGUGAACCAUGAUGGCAGCUUGGUUGCUCUGAAAAACAUAAGUGCGGUGGGCAAGACUCUGUUCGUCCACGCCCGGACUCCCCAUGCAGAAGACAUGGCAGAACUCGUGAUUGUCGGAGGGAAAGACAUCCAGGGCUCCUUGCAGGAUAUAUUUAAAUUUGCAAGAACUUCUCCUGUCCCAAGACAAAAGAGGUCCAUCGUGGUAUCUCCCAUUUUAAUUCCAGAGAAUCAGAGACAGCCUUUCCCAAGAGACGUUGGCAAGGUAGUCGAUAGUGACAGACCGGAAGGGUCUAAGUUCCGGCUCACUGGAAAGGGAGUGGAUCAAGAGCCUAAAGGAAUUUUCCGAAUCAAUGAGAACACGGGCAGUGUCUCUGUGACAAGGACCUUGGACAGAGAAACGAUCGCUACUUAUCAACUCUUUGUGGAGACCACUGAUGUCAAUGGCAAAACUCUCGAGGGGCCGGUGCCUCUGGAAGUCAUCGUGAUCGACCAGAAUGACAACAGACCGAUCUUUCGGGAGGGCCCCUACAUUGGCCAUGUCAUGGAAGGAUCACCGACAGGGACCACAGUGAUGCGGAUGACAGCCUUUGAUGCCGAUGACCCGGCCACAGAUAAUGCCCUUCUGCGGUACAAUAUCCGUCAGCAGACGCCUGACAAGCCGUCUCCAAACAUGUUCUACAUCGAUCCUGAAAAAGGGGACAUCGUCACCGUCGUGUCACCUGCCUUGCUGGACCGAGAGACUCUGGAAAACCCCAAGUAUGAACUGAUCAUCGAGGCUCAAGACAUGGCCGGACUGGAUGUCGGAUUAACAGGCACGGCCACAGCCACCAUCAUGAUCGAUGACAAGAACGAUCACCCCCCAAAGUUCACCAAGAAAGAGUUUCAAGCCACCGUCGAGGAAGGAGCCGUGGGGGUUAUCGUCAACCUGACAGUGGAAGACAAGGACGACCCCACCACGGGCGCAUGGAGGGCUGUCUACACCAUCAUCAACGGAAACCCUGGGCAGAGCUUCGAAAUCCACACCAACCCUCAGACCAACGAGGGCAUGCUGUCCGUCGUCAAACCUCUGGACUACGAGAUCUCCGCCUUUCACACCCUGCUGAUCAAAGUGGAAAACGAGGACCCGCUCGUACCCGACGUCUCCUAUGGCCCCAGCUCCACGGCCACCGUCCACAUCACUGUCCUGGAUGUCAACGAGGGUCCGGUUUUCUACCCGGACCCCAUGAUGGUGACCAGGCAGGAGAACAUCUCUGUGGGCAGCGUGCUCCUGACCGUGAAUGCCACGGACCCAGAUUCCCUGCAACAUCAAACCAUCAGGUAUUCCGUUUACAAGGACCCAGCCGGCUGGCUGAAUAUCAACCCCAUCAAUGGGACCGUUGACACCACGGCAGUGCUGGACCGUGAGUCGCCAUUCGUCCACAACAGCGUGUAUGCUGCCCUCUUCCUGGCAAUCGACAGUGGCAACCCUCCCGCUACAGGCACCGGGACUUUGCUGAUCACUCUGGAGGAUGUCAACGACAACGCCCCCUUCAUCUACCCCACGGUGGCUGAAGUCUGUGAUGAUGCCAAAAACCUCAGCGUAGUCAUUUUGGGAGCAUCAGAUAAGGACCUUCACCCAAAUACAGACCCUUUCAAAUUUGAGAUCCACAAACAAGCCGUUCCUGACAAAGUCUGGAAGAUCUCCAAGAUCAACAAUACGCACGCCCUGGUAAGCCUCCUCCAAAACCUGAACAAAGCCAACUACCACCUGCCCAUCAUGGUGACUGACUCAGGGAAACCGCCCAUGACGAACGUCACAGACCUCAGGAUACAAGUGUGCUCCUGCAAGAACUCCAAAGUGGACUGCAACGCGGCGGGGGCCCUCCACUUCAGCGCGACCUCGGUCCUGCUCGCCUCUCUCUUCAGUUUGGCUUGUCUGUGAGAACUCCUGACAUCCGAAGCUUGACUACCACGUUUCCAUAGCAACAGGAAAAAGAAAAAGAAAAAGAGAAAAAACAACCAUCCAAAUCUGAAGAUUGCAGUUUACAGCUCUCGAACUUCACAACUAGGCCUCAAUUGUUCCAGAUUUUUGUUUUCUUUGCGAUACCACUGGGUCUGUUCUUCACCAUUCUGGCAGAAUCUUCCUUUCUCCUUUAAUUAGCGGAAUCUUCUGAAUUUCCCCGAACGUUGAAAGAUCAUGGCGUACAACUUGACCUUCUGGGAGCAGGGAGCAGGAACAAUGACUACUUUUUCUGAUGUGUUGCCAUGUUGCUAGUCAGCUUUCCACACAUACAGCUUCGUCUGUGGGUUAGUAUUUGUACAUGUGUGAGUAUCUGUAUGUGUAUAUACACAGUAUUUAUAGAGAGAAACUAUACAGAAGGAGCCUAGUUUUGAUAUUGAGAGGUUACACACAAAUAAAGGAUGGAAGUGAUGCAGCUGCCCCCCCCCUCCCCCCCGCCCAGGGCCUCAGCAUCAAGCUGGGCAUUAGUACAGACCCCAGAGCCGACGCUCCUGCGCAGUCCCGUUCGGUGCGAACACUGCCACGACCAGCCAGGCAGGUCUGCAGAGAGGGAGAGCACAGACAGAAGUCCUUCCUCUCCAGUAAAGGAUUGCAACCAAUUUUUCACUGCCAUCCUAUGCCGUGAUCCUCAGAAAAAGCGGAGAGGAGCAGAGCAGCAAACUUUACCAUCAAACGCCAAGAAAAGGGCUCAAAUAUUAUUUCGUGGGCAUCUGUCUGCAUUUGUACGUGUCCUGAAUCCAGUCCCACGGAUUCUUACGAGGACGCGGAUCAUGGCGGAGAAUCUCUCUCUCCCCGAUGUACGUACAAUUGCACGUCUCAUGGUGGGGGUCCUACGUGCACGGGAGGCAGUCAGCAGGAACCGCGUGUAUACACAUAUAUGCCCACAUGUAUAGACAUACCUUUAUGCACAUACACACUGUUUGUUUCAUAUAUACAGGCGUAAAAUAGACUAAACACAGGUAGUUUUAAAAGUACCCUUUUGUGUGAACCGACUACCGUUGUUUGCAAACCUGAAAAUAAAAGAUGUUCAUUAUGUAUGAGAAGUAAUUGAUUUUUAUUCUGUGAGCAUGUAAAACUAAGAGAAAAGCUAGAACCCGUACUAAGAUGAUCUUCUCGUUGAUAAACUGUAGAGGACCAUCCAAGCUCACGCCAAAUUUUUCUAUCAGACAAAACUAGUGACAGCCCGUGGCUUCUUAUUAGAGCGCGCCACAAACUAGGGUAAGGUAAGUGUCUUAGCAUAUUUUAAUACAGUUGCUUACUAAAGGUUUUAACCACACGCACACACGUGCACACACAUGCACACCCACGCUUUCUUACGCAAUCCACGUUUGCACCUGUGUUUCUCAGUUCGCCUUCGAUAGGAAGUAGGAGUCCUUUGUUGUCUUUAUUGUAGUGAAAUUAUGCAGAUAGAGUUCCAUAUAUUGUAUUUGUUUCAAUAGUAAGUCUUUUUGGAGCAUAUAGAAUGCAGAGAUUUUUUUUUUCCAUUAAAAUAAAUGGGUAUUGGUGGUUAAAACGGC